GGCGUUUAGCGCUCAGAAUGCCGAAUAAGGACCUGUCAGGACAGUGAAUGGACAUUUGUAACUCCGUUUGAACCGCGUCAACGUAAGCAGCGCGUCGUCGCUUGCGUUUCACCAUCGCGAACACAUCGAGCUCGUUCGCUCAACGGGCAUCGAGAACACCGUGCUCGUCGCUGUGUCGCGUCUCAAGAGUCGCGUUCCUCCUCUCCUCUCUGCGUUAGCGUCUUUCUCGUAGCAUGUCCACUUGGUCUGGUUCUUCUUACCCUCCACCUCCCCGCGCACGUUCGCGCUCACGCUCUCCAUAUCGUGCUUCCUAUCCUGCUAGACCUGGAUAUCCGGAGCCUGGGUAUCCUCAGGAUCCCUACCGUGCCGAUUGGGAGGCAUAUGACAGGGAGCGCGCAUGGGCUACGUACGAGAGAGAAAGAGCUGCGUAUGAGUAUAGUAGGCGUGGCAGGAGUCGUAGCCCAGGUCCAGACGAAGCUGGCAGGAAGCGCCGGCGCUCGUUAUCACCUUGGGAGAGGGACAGGGAUAGGUUUGAGCCAAGACCUCGCUAUGGGGACGAUUAUGACGCGCAUACGCGUGGGUAUGGGGGAUACUCUCCGCAUCGUGGUCAAUAUCCGCCACCGCCUCCGUAUGGAUCAUUGCGACGAGCCCCUCCAGACCCGCAUACCCUCGACUAUUCUGCAUCACUGAAACAGUAUGCAGAGUGGUUUCGGUACUACUAUCCUCAACAGGCGACGGAAGAAGACAACGCGGACAAAGCUGCCGAGCAGGAAGCCGGCGACGGGUCCAAACCUCGCAAUGGGAUCAGGUCACGCUGGGAGAAAUACAAGAAGGAGUUCGCCGCUCAGCAGCUGCAGCGGAUGUUCGAGCAUCAUCGCAAGUCUCCUUGGUUUGCGGAGAAGUACGACCCGUCUCCGGAAUUCGUGGCGCUACGCCAGCGAGUGAGGAGAAUUGGCUGGAGAGGCCGAAUGGACAGCUUCCUUUUGGACCUUGAAGCCGGGAAGUACGACCCCGAUCUCAACGAGCCAGAAGCAGAAGCAGCCUCCCCAGUCAAAGAGUCGGCUUCUAACGGCGAUACAACGGCCGCUGCUGCCGAUGCCGGUACUGCUCAAGCGCCUGCUGAGGAGGCGAAGCCUACUGUUAAUGCAAGCAAUGCCGAGGACGACAUGCAGUUCAAUGUGGAGCAAGAAGAUGACACCGGGGAACAGGACGCCAAUCGUCAGGAUGCUGGUAAAACGUCGGCCGACAAUAGGCGUAACGUUCGUGGAGAGGAGUAUGCAGUACUGCCUGAAGGCAACCAAGUGAUGAUCCGUACGAUUCCUCCCGAUAUCGGACGUGUCAAGUUGGAAGAGGCUUGCGACAAAAUUCCAGGAUUCGUGUAUCUGGCGCUGGGUGACCCUCUGCAGAAGAAGAACUACUAUCGCGCAGGCUGGCUGAAGUUUCGCGACGAUGCUGAUAUGCCGACAGCCAUGGCCGAGCUUGCUGAGAAAAAGAUCGAGGGCUUCAAGUUGCACGUCGCCCACAAUACCAAACCUUUCACGGGUAGGAUACGCUAUGCCCCUGAGGUUGCUAGUAAGCCGGAUCGGAUAUCGAAGGAUCUCGCCAAUGUAAAGAUCCUCGCUGCCAUUUUGGAGGAAGAGUACGAGACCUUGAGGACACUGAAGAUCCAAUCGAGGAAAGACAAUGGCAACGAGGCUACUAACGGCGACUCCUCGAAUACCGACGUAGCAAUGGCUGACGCUACCGGCGCUGCUGAAGAAGACCCGGAGCCUAAAGAACGGGGUAGUGAGGCAGUAGAGAAGCGUAUUGAAAAGGUCAUGGCCAAUCUGCGUGACCAAGGUUUGGUCGAUCCGGCCGACGAGAAGGCUAUGGAGCAGAAAAAGGCUGUGGUGGCGCUCGACUUGUAUCUUGCAUAUCUGCGCGCUGCGUUCCACACAUGCUAUUAUUGCGCGGUAGUAAGCGAUCACGUUGAGGAAUUGCAGCGCAAGUGUGUGAAGCACGUGAGGAAACCUAUGUCCAAAACUCUGCUCGAGGAAGUCAAAGCCGCGGAAGCAGCACAGGCGCAGAAGGUUGAGGAGGAGCAGAAGGUCAAGGGCGAGGGAGAAGAGAAGCCAAAGGACGCGAGUGGCAAGGAGAAGUCGGAGAAUCGCGACUGGAAGCGAAACGACGAACGUUGGUUGGAGUGGCUGGACUCGAAGGUAGCUCUUUUGAUCAAUCGCGAUGGCGUGGACCCCCGGGAUUACGCUGGCAAGAACUAUGAGGAGGAGUUGUCAAAGGCUGCUGAACCCCACAUCAAGCAAGAGGAUGAGGGCAAGUUUAGGUGCAAGACCUGUCAGAAGCUGUUCAAGGCGACCUCGUUCGUUGAGAAGCACAUUGCUAACAAGCAUCCUGAGCUCGUGAAGUAUCUCGAAGAGAUACCAUACUUCAACAACUUCGCGCUUGAUCCUCAUCGUAUACAGCCUUUCGCUCACCCACCUCCGCCCGUUGGGAACAGUCAAGCGCCCCCACCUCAAGCAUAUGGGCUGCAAGGGCCAGCGUACCCUGUAGCCGCGGAUUACGGACGAGCACCCCACCCUGCACCGUAUGGGUAUCCGCCCCCAUACUCAAACGCUGGUCUUUGGGAUCCGUACGCGUACCCAUAUGGCCCCAAUGGUUACCCUCCACCGCCUCCGCGUAGGGAUGACGGUGUGACAGCCCGGCGACUGAGCGACCGCAUAAGCGGGUAUGCACCGGGUUAUGAUCCUGCCGUCGAAGUGCCUCCUGUCCCUGCCUCGGCUGGCUUGCCUGCGAAACCGGUGGCAACCUUGGAACCGGGACCAGGUGGUAGGCGAGGCGGACGCAACGGAAGCGUGAGCGGUCCCCCACCGCCGCCACCGCCCGACGCCAAGGAGGACCCCAGAGCGAGCGCAGGACGGAAGGUCAGUUACCACGACAUGGAUCUGGUUGCCGAGGGGGACGUGGAGCUACAGUAUUAAACCGUUGUGUACCUGAUAUUCGGGGCUGGUUACUAUCAGAUUUGAUCAUGAUUUGCGUGGUAUGUGCGUGUGUUGGGCGUGGAUCACCAGUCUGAAGACCUGUACGGCGAGCAGCCUCUGCCUCAUCUGUCGAAAUGUUAUAUGUGCCUCACCGCAGAGAAUACGAAAUCCACUUCCAAGCAUCUCCGCCAGGGACCACCACGACCCAGAACAUUUGCAGUAAAACAGUCGUGGUUCGUCGCCGCUGCGCUCGGAUUGAUUCAAGGUAGUUGAAUCGGUGUCUCCUGGUCCAACCUUGUUGCACGGUGGCACUGCCGAGAGACUGCUCGCCAAAGAGACUGAAAGUAUGUGUCAUGUUCUGCCAUCAUCCAGUCUGAGCCUGCAGACAUCGCAC
This is a messenger RNA of Rhodofomes roseus, 3369 nucleotides long. RefSeq lists its product as uncharacterized. The coding region runs from base 234 to 2975 and encodes 913 amino acids. Gene Ontology annotation, cellular component: nuclear body. The transcript has 12 exons. Lineage: Eukaryota; Fungi; Basidiomycota; Agaricomycetes; Polyporales; Fomitopsidaceae. Gene Ontology annotation, biological process: mRNA processing; primary miRNA processing. The record is from RefSeq and is a predicted model, not a curated record.